Eubalaena glacialis (North Atlantic right whale) is the source of this 2662-nucleotide messenger RNA. It is a transcript of the gene LDB3, whose product is annotated as LIM domain binding 3. The transcript is spliced from 15 exons. Gene Ontology annotation, molecular function: actin binding; muscle alpha-actinin binding. The record is from RefSeq and is a predicted model, not a curated record. Bases 99 to 2102 code for a protein of 667 amino acids. Gene Ontology annotation, biological process: actin cytoskeleton organization; muscle structure development; heart development. Gene Ontology annotation, cellular component: Z disc; stress fiber; adherens junction. NCBI's taxonomy places the organism in Eukaryota, Metazoa, Chordata, Mammalia, Artiodactyla, Balaenidae.
CAUUCGUUCCCAGCUAUUCUUAGGAGCCUCUCAGGAGCUGCACACAGCCCGGCCAGGCAGAAAGGGACGGAGCAGAGGUCGCCGCUGUCAGCACCGGCAUGUCUUACAGCGUGACCCUGACCGGGCCUGGGCCCUGGGGCUUCCGUCUGCAGGGGGGCAAGGACUUCAACAUGCCACUCACCAUCUCCCGGAUCACACCGGGCAGCAAGGCCGCCCAGUCCCAGCUCAGCCCGGGUGACCUUGUGGUGGCCAUUGACGGCAUCAACACAGAUACCAUGACCCACCUGGAGGCCCAGAACAAGAUCAAGUCUGCCAGCUACAACCUGAGUCUCACACUGCAGAAGUCGAAGCGUCCCAUUCUCAUCUCCACGGCAGCGCCCCCGAUCCACUCCCCUCUGCCUGUGAUCCCCCACCAAAAGGUGAUAGCCAACUCUCCAGCCAACGCCGACUACCAGGAACGCUUCAACCCCAGCGCCCUGAAGGACUCGGCCCUGUCGACCCACAAGCCCAUCGAGGUGAAGGGGCUGGGCGGCAAGGCCACCAUCAUCCACGCGCAGUACAACACGCCCAUCAGCAUGUACUCCCAGGACGCCAUCAUGGACGCCAUCGCCGGGCAGGCCCAGGCCCAGGGCAGUGACUUCAGUGGGAGCCUUCCUGUCAAAGACCUCACCGUAGACAGCACCUCUCCCGUGUAUCAGGCUGUGAUUAAGAACCAGAACAAGCCGGAAGACGAGGCUGACGACUGGGCCCGCCGCUCCUCCAGCCUGCAGUCUCGCUCCUUCCGCAUCCUGGCCCAGAUGACGGGGACAGAAUAUAUGCAAGACCCUGAUGAAGAAGCUUUGCGAAGGUCAAGCACCCCUAUUGAGCAUGCUCCAGUGUGCACCAGCCAGGCCACCACACCACUGCUGCCCGCUUCUGCCCAGCCGCCUGCUGCUGCCUCUCCCAGCGCAGCCUCGCCACCGCUGGCCACAGCCGCUGCCCAUGCCGCCACCGCCUCUGCCGCAGCCCCUGCCUCCAGCCCUGAGGACAGUCCAAGGCCCCAGGCCUCUGCCUACAGUCCCGCUGUGGCCACCUCUCCAGCACCUGCCGCCCAUACAUACAGCGAGGCCCCAGCUGCCCCUGCACCCAAGCCCCGGGUUGUCACCACUGCCAGCAUCCGGCCUUCUGUCUACCAGCCAGUGCCUGCAUCUACCUACAGCCCAUCCCCAGGGGCCAAUUACAGUCCAACCCCCUACACCCCCUCCCCUGCCCCCGCCUACACCCCUUCCCCUGCCCCCGCCUACUCCCCCUCCCCAGCACCAGCCUAUACCACCUCGCCAGCCCCAAGCUAUAAUCCUGCACCCUACAGCGGGGGCCCUGCGGAGUCUGCCAGCCGUCCCCCAUGGGUGACAGACGACAGCUUCUCUCAGAAGUUUGCCCCUGGCAAGAGCACCACCACUGUCAGCAAGCAAGGCCUGCCCCGAGGGGCCCCUGCGUACAACCCGCCACCGGCUCCCCAGGUGUCCCCCCUUGCCAGGGGUACCGUCCAGAGGGCCGAGCGCUUCCCAGCCAGCAGCCGGACUCCGCUCUGUGGCCACUGCAACAACAUCAUCCGGGGCCCCUUUCUGGUAGCCAUGGGCCGCUCCUGGCACCCAGAAGAGUUCAACUGUGCCUACUGCAAGACCUCCCUGGCAGAUGUGUGCUUUGUGGAGGAGCAGAACAACGUUUACUGCGAGCGGUGUUAUGAGCAGUUCUUUGCUCCGGUCUGUGCCAAGUGCAACACCAAAAUCAUGGGGGAAGUGAUGCAUGCCUUGAGACAGACGUGGCACACCACCUGCUUUGUCUGUGCAGCCUGCAAGAAGCCCUUCGGGAACAGCCUCUUCCACAUGGAAGAUGGGGAGCCCUACUGUGAGAAAGACUACAUCAAUCUGUUCAGCACCAAGUGUCACGGUUGUGAUUUCCCCGUGGAGGCCGGUGACAAGUUUAUCGAAGCCCUGGGGCAUACCUGGCACGACACCUGCUUCAUUUGCGCAGUCUGCCACGUGAAUCUGGAGGGGCAGCCAUUCUACUCCAAGAAGGACAAACCCUUGUGCAAGAAGCAUGCACACGCCAUCAACGUGUAGGGAGCCCAGGGCGUCUGCUGGCAACGAAGGAUUCAAAGAGGCUGAUGUUUCUUUUUGGGGGGAAAAGAGAGAAGACAGGAAGUGACUGAGCCCUUUUGAAGUAUAAUUUUAGUCCUUUCUUCUGCACACAGAUUGUGUAUUUGCAUAGUUCAGACUAGAAGCCAAAUGAAGAUUCCUGAACCAAGCUAGUAAUUAAUCCAAGACUGGAAUUGUACUUCAAACAUUGAGGACAGAAUUCCAAGAACUCAAAAGUGAAAAGAAAAAGUAACUUUCCCCACGCGAUACACUUCCCUGAGGUCACCAGAGCAAGGACAGAGCUCAGGGCAGUUAUGGAGAAUCUGAAGCAUUCUGCGGAGUUCUUUAGAGCUCCUCCAGCAAACAAAAUGAAGUGCCAAACAGUCCUCGCUGCAGGGUAUUUUUAGAGCCAUAGCUGAGCGCUUGUUAGCUAAGACCGAUUGGGCUUUCCUCACCAAAAAAGGAAGUGUUAUUCCAUUACUCGCAUCAUGGAGCUACCUCUGCGCAUCAGACUUCAGACCUUGCACAGGCUUGAACAUUCUCAA